Messenger RNA from Portunus trituberculatus (swimming crab), 870 nucleotides. RefSeq lists its product as uncharacterized. NCBI's taxonomy places the organism in Eukaryota, Metazoa, Arthropoda, Malacostraca, Decapoda, Portunidae. The record is from RefSeq and is a predicted model, not a curated record. The transcript is spliced from 4 exons. The coding region runs from base 177 to 569 and encodes 130 amino acids.
UUUUUUCUAAUAUUUUUUUUUAAUAAUAACGUUAUAUACACACUCAUAACUCCAUACACGCUUCAUUCACAUUAUAGGCUUGUCCGUGUGUCUGUCUAGGAUGAGUUUAUCUAUGCCAGUCACGGAACUUCAAACUCCCCUUCUUUGUUACAUACUAUACAGACAAGUUUGCAGAAAUGGGGAAGUACAAAAGGCUCCCAGAAAAUUACUUCAAGCUCACUAACCCUGUGGUGAUCUCCUUUGUGUGUGUUGGGUUGUACUUGUUGCUGAUGGCAUGGCUGGACCCUGAAAACAUAUCUCCUACCUUCUUUGGCCGUGUUGCUGACCUUGCCACAUGGCUGGGACUGGAGUACAACAAUGCUGUCAAGCAAAUAUUUCUUUCUACAGUGGCGAUUCAUGUAGGCGAGACGAUUGCAUCAGUAUAUUAUUGCCAGAAGCUGAAAUUGAACUCUACUGUAACGCUUGCCUGGAUGGUGCAGACACUCUUCCUUGGUAUGUUCUCUCUAUGGUACCUCAUCUGGCCUAAGAGAGAAAUUAAAGAAGUUCCUAAAUCUAAAGAAACUGAUUGAAAAGACAUACAGCACCUGUAAACUGGUGUUUGCUAAAAUGGCACAAUAAUGAUUUUAGAUGAAUGAUAUCUAUUAUUGAUGUGAUGUUUGGUGUGUGGUUCAGUAAGAUAAUGGCAGGAGAGAAUUUUGGUCAUUCAGAUUGGGAUUUUAGCUCCUAAGUUUUUUUUUUUUUUUUAUGGAGAAAUAUGUGUUUUACAAUAAACACAUAAACUUUUAACUACCUAGCUAUUCAUGAAUUGGUGGAAUUACUCAGUAUUUGAAAAAAAUUAAUAAUUAAAUAAAGAAGAUUUUACAUAAUAAA